AUGAAAUAUUUUGUGAAAGGAAGAAAUAAUGUAAUAGAAGAUUACGCACACAGAAUGGUGAACGUGGGUGCAGAUGCUACAUUAACGCAGGAGGAAUUGGAAAAAUUAUCGUCAUAUACGAAUUUCUAUAGUAAAUUCAAAGAUGGUUGUGUAGAUUGUGGUGAUGAAUCCGAACAAAAAUUCAUGGGUGCCUUAGUAGGAUGUGAUGAAAUUGAGCACUAUAAGGGAAAAAUUGCAAAGGCCUUAUGUUGUAUAGCCGACAUGAAGAAGAGGACGGAAAGUCGAUUAUAUCAUAUCGGCUGUAAUUUCUUUUAUUAUUGGAUGACCAAUAUAAUAAUUUCGGGGCAGCACAGUGGUAAAUUAAAGGACAUAACAAAAAUAGUCCUACCAAAAUUGAAGGAGCUCUAUAAAGGAAGUAACUGUGAAAUUUUGGACAAAGACACUACUGAUACAAAUACCCUAAAAAAGAGGAAAACCAUAUUCGACUACUACAUUGAGUGCGAAAUCAUAGGAAUGCUCGCACUGAGAAAUCAAUCCCAGUGCACAGAAAAAUAUGGAAAAUAUUUGGAAGGGAUUGUUGCAAUAUAUGAAGAAGUGAAAAAGGAGUGUCAAGGAAGAUUGGGGAAUGAUGAAUAUUGUAAGGGAAUAAAGGAUGUAUUCGAGGAUAAAUGCGAUCCAAAAAAGUUAAAAGCAAAGUGUACAGCAUUAUCGAAACCAGGGAGUGCAUCAUCGCAGGAUAGCCUUGGACCCAGACCUGAACCUGGAUCUGGUCCUGGUACCACUUCCAAUGGUGGAACUUUUGCCAUCCCAGCAGCGUCCUCCAUCUUAGGAAUAGUAGGAUUACCAUCGAUAAUUUUCCUUCUAUAUAAGUAUACUUCUAUAUUCUCUGGAAUACGUGGAACCCUUUCCGGUGGAAACAACAGCAGAAAAAGAGAAGGAAGAUCUACCAUCGGACAUGAAUUAAACACAUCAGAAGACGAAAACGAUGAUUUUAUUUCAUAUGCAACAACAACAGUGGGUUCAUCAUCAAAUCUGUCAACAGACCAUUCGACGGAUCAAUCUACCAUAUAUGAUAUAUCACCCAAAAGAGGAACAAGAGCAGGAAGGGCAGGAACGAAUAUGACAAAUAACAAUAAACCAGGCCACCAUCAAAGAAAGAAAAGCCAACAACAACAGAGACAAAGCCAACAAAAGUCAAGAAAUAUAGCUUAUCAGAACAUGUAA
Molecule: messenger RNA, 1224 nt
Organism: Plasmodium coatneyi
Lineage: Eukaryota; Apicomplexa; Aconoidasida; Haemosporida; Plasmodiidae
Product: KIR protein
Exons: 3
Coding region: 1-1224 (407 amino acids)
Source: RefSeq, a predicted model, not a curated record